UCUAAAUCUGUCCUUGUGUCAGAUGCAUAUAUGGAGAGAGUGAGUAUAGCAACCAAUGACGCUCUGCUUCUAAAAUAGGCCCAUCUCCCUGCCCUCCCUUCCACCCACUAAAACAAUGUCAUCCAGGGAAAGAGCCUCAAAGGACACUUGAUCUCACAAGCUUUGGAUUUUUUUUCAGGGGACCUAACCCGGAAACCCAUUGACAGCAUUCUGAUUCUGAGUCUAUGUUCCUGAGACUCUCUAGGAGAUGAGCACUUCUCUUAAUUACAAGUCUUUCUCCAAAGAGCAAGAAACUAUGGAUAACUUAGAGAAGCAGCUUAUUUGUCCCAUAUGUUUAGAGAUGUUUUCUAAGCCAGUGGUUAUCCUCCCCUGUCAGCACAACCUAUGUCGAAAAUGUGCCAGUGACAUCUUCCAGGCCUCAAACCCAUAUCUGCCAAUGAGAGGAGGCACCACUGUGGCUUCAGGAGGUCGGUUCCGCUGUCCCUCUUGCAGGCACGAAGUUGUUCUGGACAGGCAUGGCGUCUAUGGCCUUCAGAGGAAUCUGUUGGUGGAAAACAUAAUUGACAUAUACAAGCAAGAAUCUGCCAGUUGCAGACCUGAAAGAAAACCUGAGCAGCCAAUGUGUGAAGAGCAUGAAGAUGAGAAAAUCAAUAUUUACUGCCUGAAUUGUGAAGUGCCCACAUGCUCAAUGUGCAAAGUUUUUGGUGCUCAUAAAGAUUGCCAAGUUGCUCCCAUCACAAAUGUUUACCAAAGACAAAAGUCUGAACUCAGUGAUGGCAUUGCAGUAUUGGUGGGAAGUAAUGACAGAGUACAAGGAAUAGUAACUCAGCUGGAGGAAACUUGUAGAACAAUUGAGGAUUGCUGCAAAAGACAGAAGGAGCAACUAUGUGAAAAAUUUGAUUCUUUGUACUCAAUUUUGGAAGAAAGAAAAGGUGAAAUGGCACAAGUAAUCACUAGGACCCAAGAGGGAAAACUGGAACAUGUCCGGUCUCUGAUGAAAAAGUAUUCAGAUCAUUUGGAGACGGUCUCAAAACUGGUGGAAUCAGGCAUUCAGUUUGUGGAAGAGCCAGAAAUGGCUGUGUUUUCACAGAAUGCAAAAGCGUUGCUUCAAAAAAUUACUGAAGCCUCUAAAGCAUUUCAGAUGGAAAAAAUAGAGAAUGGCUAUGAAAAUAUGAGCCAUUUCACAGUCAAUCUCCAAAGAGAAGAAAAGAUAAUAAGGGAAAUUGACUUUUUCAGAGAGGAGGAGGGUGACGAUGAGGAGGAAGAUGUGCCUGAAGGAGAAGAAUUGGAUGAAGUCCACACAGAAUCAUCUGGCGAGGAAGAGGAAGUAUCCGAGCGAGCAUCUCAACAACCACAACAGAAUGCUGUGCCAGAAGAAAUGUCAGCUGUCACUCAGAUUAACAUACCAUCAACAUUACCACCUCCACUACCCAUGAAUGCUGCCACUUCAGAUAAUCAGGGUGAAAUUGUGCUGACUGCAACCGAACAAUCUGCAGGAGUAGUAGACACUGAACUACCAAGAGGAGAGCUGAUUGAUCCUUUGUUUUAUCCAAGCUGGUAUAAAUCUCAGCCACGACAAACAAGCAAUUCAAACACAACAUCAGUGACCGAAAAUAGGCAGGUAGGGCCUUGCAUUCCUGUAGAGGUGAAUGGAAAGAAGGUAGAAGCUCCAGGAACAGUUGCUGCUACAAAUGUGAGUUCUGCCGUGAGCGAUAAGGAAGCUAACAUACCCACAGAUACUUCACAGACUGGGUCUGAACCAUCCCCUCAAGGACCAAUGGAAGGACAGCCUAGGAGCAAUGAAAACCUUGGUGAGGUCCCUCGUCAUGUCUUCUCUUUCUCCUGGUUGAACUCAUUGAAUGAAUGAUGACUCCAGCAGCAGAACUCAAAGACAGCAAGAAACUUGUCUCAAAGUGAUAACGAGUAGCACAUUUGAACAAAAUGGUGGAUCAGGAUUUAUCCACAACACUUUGUCUGAAAAAGAUCACAUUGGAUGAAACUCUCCUGAGAUUUUCAGAAGUGACCCUACAAUUUAGGAAAGGGCAUAGGACAGAAGAAAUGAUGAGAGUCAGUGGCUAAUAAAAUGAACCAACUGAGGACUGAAUUCAUACCACUUUUGAGGUAAUGAUAGUUAAUGUAUGAUAACCUUAUUAAUUGUCUAGCUCACUUUCACAUAUGGGUACUUGGUUUGAUGAGACUUUGUGUGACAGAUAAUUACAAACAAGCUAUUGUAUGAUGAUUGCAAUGAUAGCUCAAGCAAAGCUAAUGUUGAAAAGAAAACAGCACAAUACUAUUGUUGCAAGUAAAGUGUUUAAAGCAUAAUAAUCACCACUUUGUAAAUGUUUGGGGCAUUUUCUUAGUUUUAUAGAAUUGAUUUACCAGCAUUCUUGUGUAAAGUGCUUAAUGUUUCCUCACUAAAAGAAUUAUUAUUGUUAAUAAACUUCUCUGUACCAA
Messenger RNA from Anolis carolinensis (green anole), 2454 nucleotides. It is a transcript of the gene trim55, whose product is annotated as tripartite motif containing 55. The record is from RefSeq and is a predicted model, not a curated record. Gene Ontology annotation, cellular component: main axon; cytoplasm. The transcript is spliced from 10 exons. Gene Ontology annotation, molecular function: ubiquitin protein ligase activity; zinc ion binding. Lineage: Eukaryota; Metazoa; Chordata; Lepidosauria; Squamata; Anolidae. The coding region runs from base 248 to 1867 and encodes 539 amino acids. Gene Ontology annotation, biological process: neuron migration; microtubule bundle formation; protein ubiquitination.